CACCCCGAUGUGCCCAUUCAUAUACAUACUCACGACACGGCCGGCGCCGGUGUGGCCUCAAUGCUGCGCUGUGCCGAAGCCGGCGCUGAUAUAGUGGACGUCGCGGUCGACUCCAUGUCCGGAAUGACAUCGCAGCCCAGUAUGGGAGCAAUGGUAGCCUCGUUGGCCGGCAGCCCGCUCGACACGGGCCUAAAACUGCCGCACAUAUCGGACUACUCGGCCUAUUGGGAACAGACCCGUACGCUGUACGCGCCGUUCGAGUGCACGACGACCAUGAAGUCGGGUAACGCCGACGUCUACCUGAAUGAGAUACCCGGCGGUCAGUACACGAACCUCCAGUUCCAGGCCUACAGUCUCGGUCUGGAGAAGCAGUUCGAGGCGAUCAAGAAGGCGUACGCCGAGGCCAACAUACUGUUGGGCGAUAUCAUUAAAGUGACCCCGAGCUCCAAGGUGGUGGGCGACCUGGCUCAGUUCAUGGUCCAGAAUCAACUGUCCGCUCGCGAUGUCGAGGACAGGGCCGAAGAGUUGAGUUUCCCGUCAUCG
Molecule: messenger RNA, 543 nt
Organism: Oppiella nova
Lineage: Eukaryota; Metazoa; Arthropoda; Arachnida; Sarcoptiformes; Oppiidae
Source: the annotation of a GenBank genome assembly